UGAAAGUGCUAUGGGGAGUGACUGACUCUGCUGACGCCUCGCGCUCACCGACUUCAGCAGGCUUAAAGAGACAACAGCGAAUCCGCGUUUAGCCGCUGUGGAGAUUUAAAAAAAUAUAUAGAAAAAUCAAAUAAAACACAAUUUAAAGCCAUGAAUGCGGGAAUAUAUGGGCUUGCGGCAUCCAAACUGUGAACCUUCAGAUAUCUAGUGGCGAAAGAGUCUCUUGAACCUUCGCCGUUGUCUUCGCCUCUGCCUCUGGACUUGGACAUGAGGAAGGUUUUCUCCAUCGAAUGACUCGGAGCAGCCAUGCGGAGUCCUGGACGUUCAGCGGUGGCCGAUUGGAUCCUGUAGCAGGAAUUGUUUUUGUGUGUGAAUGUUUGUGUGUGUGUGUGUGAGCGAGCGAAUGAGUGUGUGUGCGCGCGUGUGUUUGAGUGCAUGCGGGGGUUGUUUGUAUAUGCGUGCGUGCACGUGCUAGCACACCCUGCCUCAGUCAGGCAGUAACGCGGCCGCACCAGCCGUGACGGAUUAACGUGACGUUUAAACGCCGUCGUGGAUUCAGCUGUACAGGCGUGAUUUGCGUGCAGAUUUAGCUCUCUGACCCACCCCUCUCCACUAAACCCCUGGCCCUCGUUUUGACGCCUCUCUGCUUUGCAUGGCCGGCGAGUAACCGUGGAGAGGCCAGGGUACCACAAGCUUAUGGAUUUUGAUAAGAGAGGUGGGAGGGCAGAAGCCGACGAGGGCAGGAGGAUGUCCAAACCGGGCGGGGGGAGGCCCGGGCACACGAGCCGGAGCACGGGCGGAACCUCUGGCGUCCUCAUGGUCGGACCCAACUUCCGCGUGGGAAAGAAGAUCGGCUGCGGGAACUUUGGAGAGCUGCGGCUCGGCAAGAACCUCUACACCAACGAAUAUGUGGCAAUUAAACUGGAACCGAUUAAGUCCAGAGCACCACAGCUUCACUUGGAGUACAGAUUUUAUAAACAGCUGGGAAGCUCAGAAGGGAUCCCUCAGGUGUUUUACUUUGGGCCAUGCGGGAAGUACAACGCCAUGGUCCUGGAGCUCCUCGGCCCCAGUCUGGAGGAUCUGUUUGACCUCUGCGACCGCACUUUCUCCCUGAAGACCGUCCUCAUGAUAGCCAUACAGCUGAUCACGCGCAUGGAGUACGUCCACACCAGGAGCUUGAUCUAUCGAGACGUGAAGCCGGAGAACUUCCUGGUCGGGCGGCCGGGCAGCAAGAGGCAGCACACCAUCCAUAUAAUCGACUUUGGGCUUGCCAAAGAGUACAUCGACCCAGAGACCAAAAAACACAUCCCGUACCGGGAACACAAGAGCCUGACAGGGACGGCCCGCUACAUGAGCAUUAACACACACCUGGGCAAAGAGCAAAGCAGGCGAGACGACCUGGAAGCACUGGGGCACAUGUUCAUGUACUUUUUGCGAGGCAGCCUGCCCUGGCAGGGGCUAAAGGCCGACACGCUGAAGGAGCGCUAUCAGAAAAUCGGAGACACCAAGCGAGCGACGCCGAUCGAAGUGCUCUGUGAGAGUUUCCCAGAAGAGUUAGCGACGUACCUGCGCUACGUCCGGAGGCUGGACUUCUUUGAGAAGCCUGAUUACGACUACCUGAGGAAGCUGUUCACUGAUCUCUUCGACCGAAACGGCUACAUCUUUGACUAUGAGUAUGACUGGGUCGGCAAGCCUCUUCCCACACCCAUCGGCCCCAUCCCCAGCGAUACGCCGCAACCGAGCAGCCGGGACAAAGCACAGCAGCAGACCAAAGCCCAGUCGCCCGAACCCAAACGGAGCGAAUCCCAGCCCGCUCCGGUCAGUAAGGAGACUCUGGGGUCACAUCUCACAGCUGAGGGGCUGGGGGGCUCAGUCCAGAUAAUGAGCUCGACCAAUGGAGAGCUGAACACAGACGACCCGACCGCAGGACACUCCAACGCCCCGAUCACAGCUGCCACAGAGGUGGAGGUCGCAGACGACACAAAGUGCUGCUGUUUCUUCAAACGGAGAAAGAGGAAAACCCUCCAGAGACACAAGUGAACAGCACUCUGAACAGAAGAGAACUUGAACCGCUCGGAUCACUGUUGAGUUUUAAACGGAAGCGAACACACACCGCUUACUCCUUCCUCCCUCUUUUAUCCUCCCUUCUUUUCUUCUCUCUCUCUCUCUCUCUCUCGUUCCCUGCCCCGUGUUUAUCACUCGAAACCCCCCUGCGCCGACGCUCCUCUUCCCAUCGGAGCGCCAAAGGAACGCCGCUGACUUCACGACAGACUUUUUUUUUCUUUCCUUCGAGAUAACAAAAAUAGAACGUGUAAAGAAAAAAAAAAUUACUCCCUCUCAAGGGACGAUGGCGAACUGUAUAAAAACAAAACUAAUGACGAUAAACGAGCACCGUGAUGUGAAAUUGAAAACAUGAUGCUGUCCUUAAUGUAAUCUAGAUUCCAUGCAGAACAUUUCGUCGUUCAGUGGCCGUCGAUCUGAGGACUUGACGUUGAUGGAUCGGAUUUAUUAUUAUUUUUUUCUUCAUAGCUGUAGAUCUUUGGUUCAAAUCGGAGGGCCGAACCUGCAAUGGAAGAAAGAUUUGGUUCAUCUCAAGCAUACAAGUUUGUUUAUUUUUUUUUUGUUAUUGGUCUAAAAAUCUUUGGUCGCUUUUGGAGCUGAAUAACUGGUUUGAAAGGAAACCUUCAUGUUUUAUGUUGUAGUGACCUGGGAUUUUUUUUAUUGCUUUUUCUUUGUGUGUGAAUGUUUGUGUGUGUGUGUGUGUGUGAGUGAGUGAUUUUUUUUUCUCCCCUUCUGUUCUAUUGAUGUGGACUGUGUAGCACAGUGACUGGUCUCAGGUACUGUGGAUCAUGGGGAGAUGAAUCAAUUCUAAGCUCUCUGCUUAUUAUUGCACUUUUGAAAGGCUAAAAAAAAGGACAAAAAGAGAGACGAUGAAAUCCAAGAGACUGCCCUAGGAAUGAAUUCCCUCGCGCCAAGACGAGGGGACGAAAUCUGCAGGCGAGACGGACGCCCUCCUCUUUUA
This is a messenger RNA of Hemibagrus wyckioides, 3022 nucleotides long. RefSeq names its product casein kinase 1, gamma 2b (gene csnk1g2b). The transcript has 12 exons. Gene Ontology annotation, molecular function: ATP binding; protein serine/threonine kinase activity. Bases 697 to 2040 code for a protein of 447 amino acids. The record is from RefSeq and is a predicted model, not a curated record. NCBI's taxonomy places the organism in Eukaryota, Metazoa, Chordata, Actinopteri, Siluriformes, Bagridae. Gene Ontology annotation, cellular component: cytoplasm; plasma membrane; nucleus. Gene Ontology annotation, biological process: peptidyl-serine phosphorylation; positive regulation of canonical Wnt signaling pathway; endocytosis.